AUGUCUUCCACAGAAGAGUCGCCGGCUCAACGAGCAGCCAGGCUGCGUCGUGAGCGCCGUGAGGCCAAAAUCCGGGAAGGUGGUGCAGCACGCUUGGACAAGAUUACAAGCUUGAGCGGACGGACACCACAAAGUGCUCGCGAAGAAUCGUUCUCCGCCUCGUCACUCUCACACUCACCUUCCCCCCAGCCUCCUGCCCCUGUCUCCGUCGCCGAAACAGGGGCACCCCCUCAGACACAACCAGCAUCCGUCCGACCAACUACCAGCGUUGAGGAUCAAACCCCUGAAGACCUCCAAGCACAACAGGAGUAUAUCCGGGCCCUCCUGCGCCAGAACGCCCCGCCUGUAGCCCAGGAAGCCCCCGAUGAAGACCCCACAAUGAAGCUGCUCAACUCCCUAAUGGCGGGUGGAAUGCCAGGGCUGGACCAAGGCGCGGGCGGGCCCGGAGUCUCACAAGCAGAACUGGCAUCCGCGCUCGGCCUCCCACCAUUCGUCUCGAGCAUGCUCGCCGCAGCGACACGGCCCAAAACGGACGAGGAGAAGCGGGAGAUCUGGAUGUGGAAAGUGCUUCACGUACUCUUCUCCGUUGUCAUAGGGGUUUACUUCCUCGUGGCUAUCAGCGCGUCUGUCGCGACCUAUGGAAGCCAGCCGCCGCCGCCUGCGACGGCCCGGAACCCAUUCGUUCUCUUCACAACGGGGGAGAUGGUGCUGAGCGGGGCGAGGAUAAUGCUAAGGAGUAGGGGCGGGGGCCUGGCUGGGCCAGGGCUGUGGAUUCAACUAUUCAGGGAUGUUAUCCAGGACGGCAGCAUAGUGUUAUUCUUACUUGGGAUGAGCGCUUGGUGGCAUCAAGAUUGGCUGGCUUCUUAG
Aspergillus fumigatus Af293 is the source of this 867-nucleotide messenger RNA. RefSeq lists its product as uncharacterized. Gene Ontology annotation, biological process: retrograde vesicle-mediated transport, Golgi to endoplasmic reticulum. The record is from RefSeq and is a predicted model, not a curated record. Lineage: Eukaryota; Fungi; Ascomycota; Eurotiomycetes; Eurotiales; Aspergillaceae.